Molecule: messenger RNA, 6035 nt
Organism: Nymphalis io (European peacock)
Lineage: Eukaryota; Metazoa; Arthropoda; Insecta; Lepidoptera; Nymphalidae
Exons: 3
Coding region: 121-5496 (1791 amino acids)
Source: RefSeq, a predicted model, not a curated record
AUUUUUGGUUGGAAAAUGUGAUUCAGUCAAGCACUGACUUUUGAUAUUAUUUAAUUUUUUUGGAUUUUUUCGAGUGACAGUUGGCUAGUGGAUUAUUAGUGUUACAGCGUUAUCGUAGAGAUGUCGCAUAAAGUACUGGCCAUUCUGGCCGUGUUGGCUGUUUCUUCAGCCGAAAAAGAACAAACGAGAUGGUCCCGCCAAAUCAGCUCAUAUACAUCGGACAUUAGCGAUUGGGUUCCCCUGAGAGUCCCUACAGAAAGAAAUGUACCUCAAAUCAGAAGACAAGCAGUCGCUGAGCCCAGAAUAUUAUCUGAGCCCUUUGCCGGAUUUGUUAGACCAACUGGAUUCAGUCAGGAUACUUUUCCUUCCAGGACAUUCUAUAACUCUCCAACAAAUCGACAGCUUUAUCUUCAGUCAGUACCUUCCGCACCACAAAACUAUCUUACGGAUCAAGGCUUUAGCCAAGGUUUAAGAUUUGGACUAACGCAACCGAAUUUUCCUCUCAGCCAAGGCUUUAUUACACCACAAUUCAAUUUUGACAAUGUUCCCCAUAUAAAAUCAAGACCACAAACGGUCUCAAAUCCAAUUAAAUUUGAAUCAUCUCUUAAAACGACCCAAACUUUACAGUCUUCGAGCCCUCAAGCCUUAAAGAAUUUUAACCAACCACAAAAACUUAAACCCGAACUUCCGAAAUUCAUAGAUGGUUAUCGUGCAGAAAACAGCAGUGAUUUCAAUGUUGUUAAUAAACAUACUCAAACGUCACAAAAGGUGAAAUUUGAUAACACAAACCUAUCGAAAGAGUCACUCGGUGCGCCGAAAAUGAAGGUUGAAAGGGAAGAAGUUCAAUUACUGUAUGUGCCUUUAGAGUCUCUCAAUAGAGGUCAAUUUAAUUUUAGGAGUCCACUGACAUCAGCACAACUCGUGAAUACGGAACUUUACAAUCAGAAUCACAGAUCGAAUCCACUAAUGCAAAAUCUCGCGGGAGAAUUUCAUGGGCCUAUAAUGAAACCCUUAGAAACAUAUAAUUCUCAAGAUUUUUUAACGAAUUUUAAUAGUCAGUUACAUGAAGUAAGUCCAUUUUCUAAAUUUACAACAAUAACAACACCCUUCUCAACUACUGCAUCUACAACUGUUAAGCCAAAAAAAUUAAAACCACAUCAACCACCUCUAGCAAUUUUUCUUACUCAAGACGCAAAGAAAGAAGAUCAAGUUAAAGUUGGAGAUGUAUUAUACUCAUUGAAAAAUGCUAACACUAUUCCAGUUUUGGAUUCUGUUAAUCCUUUGAACGCGCCAAAGGUAUUUAUUGGCCCUUCAUCAUUAUCGCCACCUGAUACUUACGUCAAAUUCGAACUUCCAUAUCUGUCAAAUAUUGAGAAUAGUGACAAAAAAUUAAGACAACUUCCCUUCUUUGUUGCACCACUUAGUUACCAUACGCCUCAAGGAUUUGCUAAGAUUCCAUUUCCAUCCCCACAUGUGGGGUCCGUUGUUAUAAAUUCACUUAUCAAGGAUACAUCGUCAACAAAUAAAGCGAUAUCUGGAACUAAUAUUUAUACCCAUUCAUAUUCCGAACCAACAUACAAACAAGAACAAAAAUUAGUAACCCAAAAACCAAAAGUAAGUUACUAUACGACCUCUUCUCCAAAAACAAAUUCGCCUUCAUAUGAACAAAACUAUUAUUCAAUCGAACCUCAAUCAGUGAGUACCUUAAGGCCAUUCAAGGAACCGGAAAAUAGUGUUGGAUCACAAUCAACGCCUUUAAAAAGUGGAUCUUAUUUCUUAAGCAAUAUGCAGAAUCAAUAUAAUCCAACUCAAUUUAUUAACUUUCCACAAGAUACAAGAUUCAAGGCUCCUGAAUCUUCCAAAACCUUAAACUUUUUUAAGCUAGAUACUACAACUACAUCAAGGACUACUACUGAUACGUCAACUACUAAGCUACCGACAACCCACUCAAGUCAAUUACUGGAGACUCACAAUCCAUAUUCUAUAAAUCAAGCAUUUCAUUUUAGUACACCAUUAGAUUAUCAUAAUUUCUUUGAUGAAUACAAAGAACCAUAUGCUACUAUAGAAAAUAACCAAUCACCAUCACCAUCAACAAUACCAAUUACUCCUGCACCGCUUCAGACUACUAAGCAAGAAGAAAUCGAGCAAACACAACAGCAAUCGUAUCAACCAACACCACAAACAUUACCAGAUUAUUUACAAAAUCAAACUCAAGAAUUUAAUCGCGAAGCAGAAAAACAACACCAAAAAUAUCCCGCUUUUAACACAAAUGAAUUUAAUACUAAAAUUGAAUCAUUUCCUCAAACCCAAUACACUGAUAACAACAAUGCAGUUAAUGUUAACGAAAAUACCCAAACAAUCCCAAAAGAUGAAUCAGAACAUAAUAUAGAAAAAUUGGAGUCUUCACAGCCAGAAUAUGAGAACUAUACGAAUGCCGCAAUCAUUCAGUCUCAUUCUUUACCUAAUUAUAUUCAAUCGACAAAAUCUUCCCCUAAAUACAAUAAUAAUAAUAAUAAUAACUAUAAUUCUUACGAUAUACUAUCUUCAACAACAAGCAGCACUUCUACUACAACAAGAAGAUCACCCAUUAGAACAAGAGGACGUCCCCGAUAUCCUUCAACAAAGUCUGAAUCAAAUGAAUCAUCUACUCGUGCUACAAUAACAAGGAGGCCUAUACGCGAAAGAAAACCACUACCUGCUAGAACAAGAUAUGAACCAAAUAAAAUCACAUCUGAAAAACCAAUGGGAAAUCAAUUUGAAUCUAACGAAAGUACGACUAAAUCAAGUAGAACACGAACCAGAGGAAGAGUUCAUUAUAAACCAUCGGACACUGACGACAUAUAUACAAAAAGAAAUAAACAAAACAGUAAAGAACAUGAUUUAGCUUAUCAAAGAGAUGUACUGCAUCAAAAUUACCCUGUUACAUUAAUGGAAAGGACUAGCACUACCGAUAUAGAAGCCAUUACUGAACCAUCUGAAAAAUCAUUUUUUACGAAUAAACUAGAUAUAAUUAAAAAUGAGGAUACAGAAGACGCUUACAGUAAUGAUAAAAUUUCCAUAACAGAACCCAUAAAUAGAGAUUUAAAAGACUUAUCGCAGCAAUAUACGACAGCUGUUGAUAGUGUAACCGACGUUCCAUAUGUACAAAAAGUACAUGCUGAUGAAGAUGAUAUUUAUCAAUUAAAAAGCAGUAAAGCGCAUGAGGGUGCUGAAUUAUCAUAUGAUGACAGUUAUUCUCUACCAACAUCCCCUGAAUAUAAAAUAGAUAAUCAUGAUAACUUGCCCACUAAUCCAGCUAAUCCUGUAACUGAACAAAUCGCUCCAACCAACUCAUUUGAUGAAAUUCAAUCCAAGGAAAAGCAGGAGGAAACAACGUCAGCUGAAGGUGAAGAAAAUACUAAAAUUUCAAGCCAAGAAAUAAGUAAUGAGCAAGAACAAGAAGAGAAUAUUGUAGAAACGACACCAUCGUAUAAUAGAGUAAGAAUACGUCCAGGCGUUAUAAGACAGUAUCAUCAAUCUUCCUCAUCGGACACUUCAAGAUUAAGGAAUGAGAGAAGGAAACCACUUCAAGCUAUAACAUAUAGACCGGCAUUUGAUAAACGACGAACAACAAUGAAAAUUGAAGAAAUUGAAGCAGAUUUAAAAACAAAACAAAUUCAUAUACGACCAGAGUUUCAAGACAACUAUAAACAACCUAUUUAUAAGCCAGAUACAUCAACUGAAUCGGUCGUUACAUCUACUACACCGGAAACUUCCACAAAACGUGGUCAAUUUCGUCGUAGACGGCCUAACUACGGAGUGACUUCUACCGAAGGAACUGUAACUAGAAGAACGUUUGAACUCAAAAAUCGAUUUAGGGGACGUCGACCUACAGAAAAACCAACCGAAAAUCCCGAUAUCGAAACAGACGUAUCAACAGUCAAAAAUAAUGUGCACAACAGAUACAGUCACAGACCGAGAUUGUCAGAAAGAUAUAAUCAAAAAACGGAAACAGACGACCAAGCAUCUGAAGAUCAGGAUUCAAAUUAUUCUAUAAAUAGACCCAAAUAUGCUGCGCCCGAAUCAGACCGAUGGUCUCCAAAAAUAUCAAAGGAUUCAUUCAAACCAUUUAAUCCUAAUGAUAUAGCAGAUGACAUAAAAGUUGAACAAAGUACUAGCAAGUCUAAAAAUGAAGAACUUGAUAUAAUAACAGCAAGAAAUGAAUAUGAAGACAUACUUAUUUCUGUAACACCUGCAACUAAUAACAGAAUUCAGAAAAAAAUAUCAGAUAUUCCACCUACUUUAGAAGCUUUAGUUGAACAAAGUAAAGUAACAAAAGUGGAUUCCGACAGUAUGUCUACAUUUGAAAGCAUGCUCGAAGAGGUAAUGAAAAAUUUGGAAGAACAAGAUGAAAAUGAAUACACGGGCAAUGUUAUGAAACACAAGGGCGGGGAAAUCGGAGAGAUUCCUCCAGAAAGAAUUAUUUCUUCCGGAGAAAACUACUCUCUGACAUCUACAACCCCGCUUCAUGAAGAAAUUACAACGACAACGCCGGAUAACGUUUCUUCCCUUAAUGUAACUGAGGAGGUGCCAAGCAGAAAUAAUCGUCGUCGUGGUUUUUGGAAGAGGGUUAAGAAAGUUCGUCCAGUUAAUGAAGAAAUUGAAGUAGCUGAAUCUCAAUACUACUCGAGCGCAGUAAAUCAACUGGGCCACCCAAUUCCUAAAAAGUUAAUAGAAAAACCAAGAAAAGAUGUAAAGGCAACAACGUAUAAGCCAAACUAUCAGUUUCUCAAAGAUUUUUUCGACAUAGACGAUGAUCAGAUUGAUGUUAUACCGAAUAUAGACAUACCUAAGUUAACAAAUAGCAAUAUAGAGACCAAUGCGGAAAUUUUAAAAGAUAAUUUACAAUCUAAUAUCAAAAAAGACAUAAAAAGUGAUAGCUCAGCAGAAUCAAUAAAUCCGGGAGACAUGGACUUAGGUACAGGUUCACCAAAUCCUACCUUAGAUGACAGUGCUUAUUACAGCGAUCCUACGGAGCCAUCGUCUAUUGCUACGGCUAGUAUUGAUCGAUCCGAUGGUUUCAGUUUUAUGGAUUAUUUAUUCGGAGAAACAUCUUCAGACAUAGAAUCUGUAAACAAUGAUACGACAAAAUCUAUCAAAGAAACUGCAAUGACGACAACGCCAAAGAUUAAAUAUGCCUCAACAGAAACUGAGACCACUAAAGUUAAAGCAACAACUGAAAGUACUUACAUCCCUGACGAAAUAACUGCUGAAAUAAUCAAUGACGGCAAUGAAGAGGUAACAGAAUCAGUUGCAAGCAUUGAAACUAGAACAACUAGUAAUUUAAAUUCAGAAGUAGUAACAGAAAAAUCUGUUGUAAAUAUUGAAACUUCAUCAAUGUCCAGCUUUAUGGAUCCAAAUAGUGUUGUCAGUACGUCUAUGUCUACAGAAAUAUCUCACGAAACUGAGAUUUGUUUCAGGGGCAAAUGUAUUAAAACCAACAAAAAUUUAUUAUAAAAUGAACUAAAGUGGUGCUAACAAUGUGUUCAAAAUCCUUAGUGUAACAAGUGACUAUUUAAUAGAACAAUUCCACUAGGUGUUAGCUUCUUUAACUAUCUUGAUAUUUCUUUAUAUUUAUUGUACUAUUUAUAACCCUGAAAUAGUGAAAUCAUGUAAAUAUAAUUAAAUGUCUCUUUACUUGAUUUCGCCUUUUCUCACAUUCAUUGUGAUCAUAAAGGUAAAUAGAUUUGUAUAAAGACUAAGAAAUAUAUAUAAGAGAAACUAAUGAUACUCUGUGAUAUGAAGAAAGUUGUACCUUGUUAUUUUUCUUUGUCUUUAUUACUAAACAAUUUAUUUUUGUGGUUAUCAUAUAUGUAGAUAAUAAAGUACCUUUAAGUUAAGUGGCCACAUAUUUUGAAAAUAUUAUAUUGUAAAACCCUAUAUGAAUUAAGAAUAGAAAUAGGUUUUUUACUUACUUUCUGUAAAAUAAACAUUUCGACUGAAAAUAUUUUUAAUCAAUAUUGUAAGACUUUUUUAUAUUCACAAUGUUUAUUACA